AUGAAGGCCACUUUCUUCCUCACUGUUGCUGCUGUUCUCGUCGCCGCCGCCUCCGCACAAUCAGGUUCCAACCAACAUGCUUCCGGUGGACACCAUGCCGGAAUAAGACAAGAAGCUGGUGGCGUUGGCAAUGAACUUCGCGUUAGUGGUAUCUUGAACAACCUCCUCAAAGGUGGUCUUUUGGCUGAUGCCAGCGAGGGUCACCAUGUUCGCCAGGAUGCCUUUUAA
Radiomyces spectabilis is the source of this 228-nucleotide messenger RNA. RefSeq lists its product as uncharacterized. The transcript is spliced from 2 exons. The coding region runs from base 1 to 228 and encodes 75 amino acids. The record is from RefSeq and is a predicted model, not a curated record. NCBI's taxonomy places the organism in Eukaryota, Fungi, Mucoromycota, Mucoromycetes, Mucorales, Radiomycetaceae.